Cheilinus undulatus (humphead wrasse) is the source of this 5959-nucleotide messenger RNA. RefSeq names its product elaC ribonuclease Z 1 (gene elac1). Lineage: Eukaryota; Metazoa; Chordata; Actinopteri; Labriformes; Labridae. The record is from RefSeq and is a predicted model, not a curated record. Bases 57 to 1235 code for a protein of 392 amino acids. The transcript has 6 exons. Gene Ontology annotation, molecular function: 3'-tRNA processing endoribonuclease activity. Gene Ontology annotation, cellular component: nucleus.
UGCAUGGCAAACCGCUAGAGUUGUGUACAGGCUGACUUAGCCACUUGUCUGGGAAAAUGACCAUGGAUAUGACUUUCCUGGGGACCGGUUCGGCCUACCCGUCCCCUCACCGCGGGGCCACAGCUCUGGUGCUGAGGACAGACAGGGAUUGUUGGCUGUUUGACUGCGGGGAGGGAACUCAGACCCAACUAAUGAAGAGUCAACUCCGAGCAGGACGAAUUACCAAGGUUUUUAUCUCCCACUUGCAUGGAGAUCACCUGUUCGGCCUGCCUGGUCUCCUCUGCACUGUAAGCCUCAACACCAACCCAGACCCUCAGCAGAACCUAAACUGUGUGGAGAUCUAUGGGCCCCGGGGCCUUCGGCACUUUCUACGAGUGACACUUGGCCUCACAGGGUCACAGCUGCUUUUCCCUUAUGUAGUUCAUGAGCUGGAGCCCACAGCAGACCAGAGUCCAGAAGAGGGACAGCUCAGACAGGAGGUGACAGCAGACCACGGCCCUUUGCACCCACAGGAGCAACCAGGCAGGACUAUCUCUCUGGAUGUCUCCAGCGACUCUUACCUCCUCUUUGAGGACAAGAAGUUUGUCGUGAAGGCCUUCAGGUUGUUUCACCGCAUCCCAUCGUUUGGUUUCUGCAUCCAAGAGCAAGAUCGACCUGGAAGACUGAAAACUGAAGUGCUAAAGGAACUAGGUCCAUCUGAGCAUUCAUCAAAGGCUCUACAUAUUCUGGUAGAUACAUUAGCAUGUGGAGAACCGACUGCAUGUUUGAAGCCAGGGCCUCUGUAUGGACGUCUGAAGGCAGGCGAGUCUGUAACCCUGGAGAACGGCCGUGUCGUUGAACCCGCUGAGGUUCUGGAAGAAACCAUCAAUGGGAGAAAAGUCUGUAUUUUAGGAGACUGUAGCUCAGUUCUUGGAGAAGGACCGCUGAGUUUAUGUAGAGGAGCGGACGUUCUGGUCCACGAGGCCACACUGGGGAACAAACACAAAGAAAAGGCAGUGGACCAUGGACACAGUACGCCUGAGAUGGCAGCAGCGGUGGCUCGGGCUUGUUGUGUGAGGAGGCUGGUGUUGUAUCACUUCAGUCAGAGGUACAAACCGAGUUCCCUGCACAAGGAAGGGGAUGAGGACGACAUCUCUGAACUUAAGAGACAGGCUGAAGAAGCUCUACAGGACAGCGGUGUGGAAGUGACUCUGGCUGAGGACUUUCUGAGUCUGCCCAUUCCUCUCAGAAGAUGAUAGAAAUGAUGCAUGGGUUUAGUGUUUCUCCAUGUUUGCUGCUCUACUUGGUGCUCAUUGAACAGUGUUCAUGCUGAAAAUGGUUUAAUCUUGCGAUGUAUUACUUUAUUAUACGAAACAAGCAAAUUUGUUUUGCUUUGGACCUUCUUCAUCAUUGUAUGUUGUUUGCGCUCAUGUAAGGCGGCCUACAUAUGUAUAAAUGAGUCAUAAUUAUGAAAACUUCUGAAGCAGGUCAUCCAUGUUGAACCUGAAAACAGACUUAGCCCGUUCUCCUCUUUCUCGCUCUUUCUGGCUUUCCACGAUAUCACACAGCUGCUAAAAGUGCCCAGUAUUUCAAAGGCUUUAUCAGGAUAUGGCUGAUCUUGGUUUGGGAAUAUACUUUUAAUGAUCCAGAAUCAGGAAACAAAAGUUUUUUGAAAAACUGGAAAUGAGGAACCUUAUCCUGGUCAUGAAUAUUAAGGGAUACUACUUCUUUGAGUGGUUGUUCGGACAGUGCAUUAUCAUGGAUUAACAAUCCAUUUUGGGCAUUCAGCUACCAGUUUGACUGCAUUUAAGUAUGUGUCAUGCAUCCACACCAUGCAUCAAAAAUGCAACUACAGCGUGACCUGAUGUUGGAACUCACUCACUCACCUCCAGUGCAAACAACACCGACUGGUUUGUGUCACAGACCGCCCCAUCAACUGACAUGAUCUGCUGGAUUUUGCUAGUAAACAAAAAGCAUUGCUUUAUUUAUAUCAGUGCAGCCUUGUUUGCAGUGAUGGGAACUGCACCCUUUAUUAGAAAUCAAGAUUAUUUGGCUCAGCUCUGUAGUUCAAUCAGGAAAGACUCAAUAUCAGUUUAGCACAGAUUUAUUUUACAAGUUUGGAAAUGUUUAAAACUAUCAAAUACCUUGGGUGACUCAAUCGUGAUGUUUUUAUGAACUUGAAAGUGGGUAGUGAGGCCAACAGCAGAAUGGGAUACCCCCUAUAUGAAGUCUAGAAGUCUAGGUGUUGGUGGUGAGAGUAGGUGGAUGUGAAGAUAAGGAGGGACUUCUGAGGAGCUUGACCUGGACACCGAUGAGAUGACUUGGGAGUAGCAAUGAAGGGAUGCAGGAUGCCUGGAGGAGCUGGACCUGAGCACCGUUGAGAUGUAAUGGAGGUGGCUGAGGUGGAGGAAGGUUGCAGCCGUUGCACUGAAACUACUGACUGCAGAGGAAUGGAGGAAUGGAUUUUAAAAAAACGACAGCAGCAGGAUGAUUGGACAAUGAAAGGUCUUGGCAGAAAGGGAUUGGCUCAGAGUUGAAGUGAGUAGACGCCCAUACUAGCUAAUUACAAGAGCAGGGAGACACAUGAGUGAGUGAUUGUUCAUGAAAGGAAAUGAGCAGUCUUCAGCUUGAACUCCUUUGUAACUUGUGUUGAGUAGUCACUUCAUUCCAACCAGUUUUUAUCACAUAAUUUUGCCUUUUUGUCUCAUAAUUGUGACUCCUUCUAUCUAGGGCUGAAUGAUUUGGGGAAAAAAUUUGCAUUUCUUUCCCCCAGCAAUGUGAUUGCAAUUUAAUAUGCAUUUUUUAAGUUCGUCUCUGAUUUGUUUUUCAACAAACACUAGCAAUAAAUUAUUCUCUAUCAUAGCCAACAUAAUUUUAGAAAGAUUAAACAAAGGCUGAAUGAGUUUACGGGAAGAAAUAUCUGUUUGGGAUUAUUUCGACUCUUGUUGCAAAUUUGAUAUGAAUUGUUGGACUGAAGGGAAUUGUCCUUCUUAUGUCAUUCUUAUGUUUAGUAGUAAAACAUAGACCAAAAUAAGGAAAGUAGUAUUUUCUCAUACUGUUUCAGAAAAAAAAUGAAACUUGAAUGUUUGUAUGUGUAACACAUAAAAUCUCUGCUGCCUAAAAAAGUGUCAAACUGGUGUUCUGACACACAACUCAGCUUCUUUGAUUUCAAUAUCGAAGAAGCCCAGAUUACAAUUUAAGCUAAAUUUUGAUUAAUUCCUUUAUUAAUUAUGAUAGAAGCCUUAUUUCUAUCAUGAUUUUCACUUUUUAAUUCUUAACUGUGAUAUUUUUCCUUUUUUAAAUGCACCUUGUGUAAAAUUUGUGUUGGUGUAUUAGGGACAUCUCUGUCAGAUUGCAACAUUCACUUCUGGUCAUAACCUUGUCACAGGGUAUAUGCAGGAGUCUUGAAGUUAAUUUUAAUACCUUUUUAAGACUUUUUCAAGACCUUCUCAAUUUUUUAAUACCUCACCGCCACUUCAAGCUGUAACCAUUUACAUAAGUGAUAUAGCUCGCUCUUGCGCUCUCAGAGACAAUUUACUAACGUACCCACAAUAGCCUAGUUUUUUUAUGUACCUGUUCAUCUUUUGUUUUUUAAUGAAACACACUUUUACGAUGUUUCUGGGACUCAAACUCUUGGACAGCUAAUUCAGAAAAAAUGCUUUCAAAAUUUAAGACUUUAUAAAGUCAUGGUAAGACUUUUUAAUACUUUUUAAGGGUCUUAAUUUUCCCAAAAUUGAUUGAUCACCUUUUAAUACUUUUCAAGACCCCGCGGAUACCCUGAGUCAACCAGUACAACUAAAAAAAUGCCUAACUAUUAUUUGGUCCCUUCUUUGGUGCUGUUGAAACAUGGUGGUGCAAGAUGGCAGAGUCUAUGGAGGGGGACCCACCCUCAUUUAUUCAGCUGAUUAAACUCUUAAUUUAAACAAACUUUUAAAUAUGGUACUAAAUAUACACACUGUACCUGUACCUUGUGUGCAGUGUAUGCUGUUACUCAUUGCUCAAUUUGGGUCAGCCAGUGCAGUUUUUGCUCAAGCUUUUACUGUAAAAGAUGGAUUGAUGUAUUAAAAGAAAUAGGACCAGUCUUAUGAAAAUGCUGGAGCUUUGUUGAUCCCAGUCCUUUACUGCAUCAGAUGCUUUCAAAUUUUCUUUUAAUUUCAAUUAACUAAUCACAGUGGUGAAAAAUGUAAUUAAAAGAUGUAUGCUGACUAAUCUGGUGCCAUCGCACAACCGGCUAAAGUAGCUUUGUAACUUUGAUUGGAAGAGGUGUAAAAAUUCUCUGUGCGCUUGAUGUUUAUCAUUUAAAGGAUAAAAUCCAUAUUCUACAGAUUAAUACCAUCCUACAUUGACUAGUACGUGGACAUUCUGUCCUUGGUCUUCUCUUGUUUCAAAAGCUAGUAGAAAGUUUUGAUGCCAUUCAUUCACAUGAAUCCCUGAAUGGCCUCACGUUUUCUUUGUGACAAAAUAAAGAUGCGCUCAUGUCUGAACCUUUUCCAGCUUUAUUUCUGGAUCUGUACACAAGGUAUUAAAGUACAACAGAAAAUACAAAAUAAUGUUUAACAAAAGAAAAAAAAACAACUCAAUGCUUAUGUACAAUUUAUAUAAACAAUAAAGAUAGCUUCUUGAACAUUUCUCAUAGUGAAGUUUUUGAUUGUCUAUAUUUCUGGAUAUACAUUUUUACGUUUUGUAGGUUUUUAUUUUACAAAGGUGUUCUUGUUUUCAUCAAAGGACUUGAGUUUUUUUCUGUUUUCAAAACCACAACUGCUAUAACUUUUUCCUUUUUAAACUUCAAAACACAAUACAAAAUAUAAAAUAAAUUUGUUUAGUGCUUCCUUGCACACACAAGUCUCAUACCAGAGAGAUCAAUAAAAUAUCACAUUUUUCGAGAGUUCACAGGGUGGUGAAAAACCUACGUCUACUACUUAAUGGCCUUUACAUUCUGACAGUUUUUCUGAGUCUUUGUACAAACCACAGGUGAAAUAAAUAUCACUGCACUGCUAAAGCUAGAAGAGCUCGGAGGACCUACUGCAUUAUGCACAUUGCAUUAAAAGAGAAACUAGCUCUCCACAUACUCAGAGCAGCAGCCAUCCCUUUACCAUCAAGACAAAUAUAGACGACAAACAUGGAAAAAGAUUUUUAUCAGGAAAGAAACAUGAGCGUCUUUUACACAUGGCUGCAAGUUGUGAACGCAAGAUUGCAACACUGAGUUAAUAUCAAUACGUCUUUAGGUAAAGCCGUUUAUCAGUGGUACACUCGAGAAACAGACCCGGCUGGCAUGCGUGGUUUCAGCCGAGUCGGGGGGAUUGUGACUUUCCAAAGAGAGAAAAAUAAUUCAAACACCAAGUCAACUGGUAAAAUUCAAAACCCAAAAUAUCUGUACAUAUCUACAAAUUAUUGCCUUUAGACAAGGAAUCAAAUUAAAACCUUUGUAUGAACACAGAUUCACAAGUGUAAGAGGUCAGUUAAUAGACUUUUUAAAGGCUAUUUGCUAAUUAUUUACAUGAAAAGCAGAAGUGAACAUCAUCUCUAACGCUGAGCGUGGAAACUGAAGAACCUGAUCAAACUUAAUGAUGAUUUAUAGGCAUGACUCCCAUCUGUACACAUUAAAUGGUCAACUACUAAACCUAUGGACAUGACAAAUAUGAUGCACCCCUGAAACAAACUAAUUAUUCAUAGCACAAUGCAUAGAUAAAUUAAGUAAACACUACUACUGCAUCCAAUCAACCAACAAUGGCCCGCUUUACAUUUUACAAUUCACAAAGAUGGACUUCAGUCAAAAGAGAAAUCGCUCCAUUUCUGCUACGAAAACCCCAACAAAAACUAUGGACCACAAAGUGCCCCCCCAUUCAUGUCAGGCAGAGGUUGAAUACAAAGAGAAAGACGUAAUACUGCUAGAAAGGUUUACCCAAGCUUGCUAAGUGGUCAAAAAUGGCAAAAAAGUUAAUUUAGGAGCAUAAUUUCCUUUUUUUUUUUUUUUCUUAAA